UCUCUCUCUCUCAAAAAAAAAAACUUCUCGUUUAUUGCUUCCCUCUUUCUGGUAACUUGCAGUUUCAUAGUUCAAUGCUAAAAAAGAAACCUUUCACUGCACUUCCUCGGCAACCGAACAUAGGAUAAGCAAAGAAAACAGAGUUAAGGGGGGAAUGGAGAAGUGUUAAUUUGAGGAUUGAAUCUUUGGUAUUGGUUUCUUUUUUUAAAAAAGAAAUGGCUAGUGGUGAUGGAAAUUAUAGGAACGGGACUCAUAGGAACUCUCUCAAAGGAACAACAACAACAGCAACAGCAACUGAUAGGCCAUUCUCUUUGAACUCCAACCCUUCAAAGCCUGCACUCAAAAACAAGUCUUUGUCUUCGGUUGGUGCAUCUUCUGGGCUAAGGAAGAGUAGCCCUGGGUCACUUGGAGGAGGUGGAACUGCCAAAGACGAUGCUGGGGGUUAGUUCUUUUUGCUUUUGUUUUAGAUCUUCGAUUAUACACUUUUCUUGGUUUUCUUG
Molecule: messenger RNA, 500 nt
Organism: Hibiscus syriacus
Lineage: Eukaryota; Viridiplantae; Streptophyta; Magnoliopsida; Malvales; Malvaceae
Product: kinesin-like protein KIN-UA
Exons: 2
Coding region: 216-446 (76 amino acids)
Source: RefSeq, a predicted model, not a curated record